AUGAAAGCAUCAACAGAGAAGAAAUUAUCAGUAAGAGCUGAAAUCAUCAGUCAGAGGAGAAAUCAUCAGUCAGAAAAGAAAUUCUCAGACAGAGCAGAAAUUAUCAAUCAGAGCAGAAAGCAUCAGUCAGAGAAGAAAUUCGUCAGAGCAGAAAAUCAUCAGUCAGAGAAUAAAUCAUCGGUUAGAGAAGAAAUCAUCAGUCAGAGCAGAAAUUAUCAGUCAGAGCAGAAAUCAUCAGUCAGAGAGGAAAUCAGUCAGAGCAGAAAUCAUCGGUCAGAGAAGAAAUCAUCAGUCGGAGAAGAAAUCAUCAGUCAGAGCAGAAAUUAUCAGUCAGAGCUGAAAUCAUCAGUAAGAGAGGAAAUCAGUCAGCAGAAAUCAUUGGUCAGAGAAGAAAUCAUCAGUCGGAGAAGAAACCAUCAGUCAGAGCUGAAAGCAUCAGUCAAAGGAGAAAUCAUCAGUCAGAGCAGAAAUCAUCGGUCAGAGCAGAAAUCAUCAGUCAGAGCAGAAAUCAUCAGUCAGAGAAGAAAUCAUCAGUCGGAGAAGAAAUCAUCAGUCAGAGCAGAAAUCAUCAGUCAGAGAGGAAAUCAGUAA
Messenger RNA from Dreissena polymorpha, 591 nucleotides. RefSeq names its product arginine/serine-rich coiled-coil protein 2-like. Lineage: Eukaryota; Metazoa; Mollusca; Bivalvia; Myida; Dreissenidae. The coding region runs from base 1 to 591 and encodes 196 amino acids. The transcript has 2 exons. The record is from RefSeq and is a predicted model, not a curated record.